UUCUUUCUUGUAAUUCCAUCAACGCCCCACCUCCUCCCAUCCCAUCCCCUUCUUCAUCACCUCACUUCCUACCCUUUUACCCUUUACCCCUUGUUGUUGUUGGGAUUCCUAUUUCUUCUUCCAUGACCGCACCAGACUAAAAGAAAAGAACCAACAAAAACAACCAUGCCUGUGGUGCUUGCCGACGACUCUACCACAAUGGCUGAGCAAAUUAGGUGCAGAAAGUCCAGAAAUCCUCUCCUCCACCACAACCCCGAAAGAGAUCCGGAUCCCGUCCGCUGCAAGCCCACCAUUUCCUCUAUCCUCCUUUCUUCCAGCCCUGCCAAUGAAACCACUGCCUCCAACUCCAAGAAAAAGAAUUUCACAUCUGCAACCUUCCGAGGUUUGGGCUGCACCGCCUCCUCGCAAGUCUCGGUGCCGGCAGUAAUAAGAACAUCGGCCAAUUGGGAAACCAAGAAGUUGAAAAAGAAAAGGCUCAAGACCAAGACCAAGAAAAGUGCCCACGACAAGAUACCCCCCGUUCCAAACAACUCUGCUUCAGCUGCUACGAGCAACAACAAUCCUUCCCCACAAUCCUCGCUUUCUUUGGCAUUGUCGUCCACUUGUGUGAGUGUGCCCGAUGUCUGGUGCGGACCCGGAAUGGGGCUAACCACUGAUGCCGCCUCUGUAGAUUGUGUUGUUUCGAGACGCCCUGCCAGGGGCAAAGUUGAUGGUGUCGACAGAAGUGUUCUUGGUCCGAGGGAGCGUUCAAAUAAUAUGAGGAGGAUGGUUGCUCCUGAAGACGAUCCUUUCCUUGACUCUGACACUACUUCUGGAGUGCCUCGCAUUCAUACUGGGGUUUCAGCAUCAAGACAUUAUCGAAAUGCCAGACAUGGCUUCCAUGGAGGGCUUGCUGAGAUUGUGAUGCUCCAAAACAGUCUGUUGAUGGGAGGGAGGUUGGAUGGGCUCGAUAGAUACAGAGACCUGAGACUUGAUGUUGACAACAUGUCAUAUGAGGAAUUACUGGAACUUGGUGAUAGGAUCGGGUACGUGAACACUGGACUGGGCGAAGACGACAUCACUCGCUGCCUGAGGAGAACAAAGCUGGCAAUGUUGGGUGAUCUGUCAUUACAUUUUGCUUCAGAAAUGGAAAGAAAAUGCAGUAUAUGCCAGGAGGAAUAUGAAGGAGAAGAUGAGAUGGGGAAGCUGAGGUGUGGGCACUUGUAUCACUUGGAAUGCAUAAAGCAGUGGCUGGGGAAUAAGAACAGCUGCCCCAUAUGUAAAACAGCAGCAGCCACCGCCAAGCCUAUACCUGCGCCUCCCUCCUCAACGUGCUGAAUAGAACCUUCCUUCCUUCCUUCACAGAAUGGAUGGACAGACGGAUGGAUGUGUUGUAUGUAUAUAAGGAUGAUGAUGAUGAUGAUUUCAAAUUUCAUUUUCUGGAAAAGAAAAAGAUCAUUCUUUGAUGUGGUGUGGCAGGGGCUACUGCCAUGCCGUGCCAUCUCUCUCUUUUUGUUGAUCACAGAUGUGGUGUGUUCUUCUUCAUCCCAAAUGGGAUUGGCUGCAGUUUGUUGUCUGGUUGAUGGAA
Molecule: messenger RNA, 1567 nt
Organism: Andrographis paniculata
Lineage: Eukaryota; Viridiplantae; Streptophyta; Magnoliopsida; Lamiales; Acanthaceae
Exons: 5
Coding region: 166-1317 (383 amino acids)
Molecular function (GO): ubiquitin protein ligase activity
Source: RefSeq, a predicted model, not a curated record